AUGGAGAUUACUGAUCAGCAGCCAAAGAGAGUAGCGACGACGAUUAUGUUCUCUUGUAACUAUUGUCACCGGAAAUAUCACAGUGUACAUGCACUAGGAGGACAUCAAAAUGCUCAUAGACGAGAACGUGCAGCUACACUAGCUGCACUCACAGCUUUUAGUUAUUAUAAAGCAAGUUACGGCAAGAACCUACAGCGCCGCCAUGGAUUCUCAUCAUCAAGUACGAGUUCAUUAUCAUCUUCGUCAUCAACUUUUACUCGUAUCAACUUUAUCAAGAAAUCAUCACUAGGUAUCCAAGUUCGAUCCAUGGUACAAAAACCAGUACCUUAUUUAUCAUCACGGGAUUCUCGAUCCUCUUCUUGUUUCUAUGCGAAUGAUAAACACAACCACUCACACAACUAUACAUCUGAUUCUAUCCUGGCAGCUGGUCGGCCAAAUGACGUUUGCAAGCCAAACAAGGACAACCAACAAAAGCAAGCCGAAAAGAAAUAUAAGAAGAGACAUGACCUUGCUACUCCUAAGCCUUUGGAACCUCGUCGACAAGGUGGUCAAAAUUUGAAUGCUUCCCACCGAAGGGCCGCGGGGAGUAAAGCGAAAGGGAUCAGUAUCAAUGACCCACCACCUCCAGCGGAGCAACCAACACAUGAAGAAUCUGAUUCUGAUAUACCUACUGAACAAGAAGGUGGUGAGGAGGAGAUGAAUGUAGAAGAAGAAAGUCGUGGCAAGAAAGGUGUUGAAGAAGAAAGUGAUGAGAGUGAAAGUGAUUAA
This is a messenger RNA of Papaver somniferum (opium poppy), 768 nucleotides long. RefSeq names its product suppressor protein SRP40-like. Bases 1 to 768 code for a protein of 255 amino acids. The record is from RefSeq and is a predicted model, not a curated record. Lineage: Eukaryota; Viridiplantae; Streptophyta; Magnoliopsida; Ranunculales; Papaveraceae. Gene Ontology annotation, biological process: negative regulation of abscisic acid-activated signaling pathway. The transcript is spliced from 2 exons.